Messenger RNA from Coniophora puteana RWD-64-598 SS2, 2672 nucleotides. RefSeq lists its product as uncharacterized. The transcript has 5 exons. NCBI's taxonomy places the organism in Eukaryota, Fungi, Basidiomycota, Agaricomycetes, Boletales, Coniophoraceae. Bases 1 to 2586 code for a protein of 861 amino acids. The record is from RefSeq and is a predicted model, not a curated record.
AUGGCCGAUGCUCCACGCCCCACAUCUGCACCUGCGCCGGUACCAGCACCUUCAUCGCGCACGCCUGCCAAAAAGUUGCACAGGCAAAGCUUCUACGGCGAUCCCUACCACGGUCCUAACAGCGCCCCUCCCAACGGUCUCAAACGCGCUCCCAAACCAAACAGCAAUCGCCUUCAGCAAGUCACUCAGAAGGCUGUUGAUAAGAAUGGUUUGGAGAAGAUGAUGCGCAGUGAGCUCCGGGGUGCUACAUGGGAAAUGAAACCCAUACAUCUUGCCCGUGCCCUCUCCAGGAAGUCUCGCAAGGAUAGUGCUCCUCUGCUCAGCAAGAACCUACCAGACUCCAUAAACCACUAUGACGUUCACCUCCAUGUUGACGAUGACAAGCUGGAAAAGGCCGUUGAGACGCUUCAGACGCUUCAGACUGGCGUACAUUUCCCCCUCCCCUCCGCCUCAGAAACUUUGCACUACCUUUCCUUCGCUAAGUGGUUGCGGUGUUGCCUCGAGGUCGCCCUCAAACUCACAGACGAGAUAGACAACCGUUUCUACAGCAUGCUGUCCUUCAUACCGUACAAUAAAGAACUCAGCGAUGGCAUAGGUGACGUCUCCAAAAUCAGUCCUGACUUAGCCGGGUAUAUUCGAGAAAAGGCUGAAGAGGUUCCUCCCGAGAAGUUUUCAUGGAUUCCUUCCGAUGAAGCCCAAGAUGGCAAGAAACUCCGCGAGCUUCUCAUUCCCGUUGAGGUCAAAAGCAAGUCUUGGCCAAGAAUAGUCCUUCAGGCCGCGACAUAUUCGCGCGGGCUUUUCUAUGCAGUCCCCUUGCGACAAUACUCGCUGGUUCUAGGUUAUCAUCACGUCCACAAGGAGCUCCGUUUCCUGGUUUAUCACUCCGGCGGCCUUACAGCGUCUACGGCCCUCAAGAUAGACGACAGAAACGAUCGCAAGGAGAUCCUCCGCCUUUUCUGUGCUAUCCUUACCUGGCAAACACGAGGCGAUGCAGGACUGCCCGAAUGGUGCGAUCAUAGCGCUUGUUGUCUCCCUCGUGAGGCCGGCGGACAUGUGGCCAAGCUCAGGAUCAAGGAAGUUCUUCAAAGAACGUUGGCUGUACGGGGCAGAUGUCCCGAAAUUUGGCGCCUAUGGUUUGAUGCGGGUGAUGGGGACUCCGAAUCUGACGCUUCGGCGGCAACGAUUCCAGUUACGAUGACACAAGGCAUCUCAGCUAGCAAAAAACGCCAUUUGGAUGAAGCUGUUGCUUCGGAGAAUAAACGUACAAAAUUGGAUGGCGGUCUCCCUUGUACAGAUGACGGUUCCCGUACAAAUGACGCUCCUUUCACCCAACCGUCCGAUACUAGCAAUACUAAUGCCAGUGGUGGUGGAACUGGAGAUAAUCAUGGUAAUAUGAUUGCCCACCUAACAGCCACCCCUCUACGGCAGAGCGAGAUUCGCUCCAUACGACAGCGCGUCGAUUAUCUUUCAAAAGACAAAGAUAUCUUCGCGAACAAAAAGCUCGAUCUUGUGAGCAAGUGCUCCUGGGUGUCCUCGCGGUAUUUCGACGCAGAGAAAGAUUUAUUUGGGGCAUGCGGAGAUGAGUUUGGCGUCGCCAAGCAUUACUACUCAUCUAUAGUUCACCACCAGGAAGAUCUUCCCGCGACCAACCAUCUCUUCCUAGAGUUUGCUACGCGCUGGGAGUUAUUCAACUUGACGAGCGAUGAGAAGAAGACUUCAAAAGAACGCCGAGUGCUCCUGCAACACGUUUCCAAUUUUGCCGGCGUUUCUCUCGUUACGGCUGAGUCACCUGAAGAGCUCUUCACGGCCAUCGCUCACGCAAUGUUGGGGUAUUGGAACAUGUUGCGCAAGGGCUUUCAGCACCGUGAUAUCAGCAUUGGCAAUGUGCUUCUGAGCAAGGCCGCUCAGAGGAAGGAAUCCGUUCUGCAGAAGGUACUCGACUUGCUCUCGCCUCAGCGGCGGGGCGAGAUAGGCGAACGCGCAGAGACUCUCAAGAAGAUCAAAGAACUCCUGGAAGCGCUUGAGAUCGACGACAAGUGCAAAGGUUUUGUCAUCGACGGGGACCUAUCCAUUAACCUCAGCGGUUACAACUUUAAAGAGGAUGGGACGGCAUCGCGCUCAGGCACCGCUGAAUUCAUGUCGACUGGCCUGAUCAGGGCUGCCGAGAAGGGGAACUCUUAUCUCCAUUCUCCGAUCGAUGAUUCAUGGUCAUUUUUCUUUGUUGCGGUCUGGGCGGCGGUAUGGCACAGGUUUGAGGGACCAAUACCACCAGACCUCGCAUCGUUGCGCACAAACAUUGCGGGCGGCCCCAACGACAGAGACGCCGUCGUUUCCGAUCCUAUCACCGCACUCUACAAAAUGAAAGUCGAAGCCUAUGGGUCUUUCCUCCCUUCUUGCCAACAGUUCCUCAUUGAGUGGCGAACGAGACUGCGUCAUCUAGAUGCAAACUGGAGAGAGUAUCUAGACGCGAACGGCCACGACCACGACGCCCUCAAAAAGCAGUUUCUUGUGCAUUAUGAGCGUGGGCUCGUAGAUUACCUAGAGCUUCUGCAGAAGUAUUUCCCUCCCAGGAAGGUUCAGCCUUAGUGUAGAGAUUGAUGUUGUCGUGAACAUUCAUUCGCCAUGAUAUUAAAACACUAUCAAAUUCUCUUAUGGUCUGUUCUGUGACCAAC